Molecule: messenger RNA, 1455 nt
Organism: Aspergillus costaricaensis CBS 115574
Lineage: Eukaryota; Fungi; Ascomycota; Eurotiomycetes; Eurotiales; Aspergillaceae
Product: FAD-dependent oxidoreductase
Exons: 2
Coding region: 1-1455 (484 amino acids)
Biological process (GO): quinolinate biosynthetic process; L-tryptophan catabolic process; NAD+ metabolic process
Cellular component (GO): mitochondrial outer membrane
Molecular function (GO): NAD(P)H oxidase H2O2-forming activity; kynurenine 3-monooxygenase activity; FAD binding
Source: RefSeq, a predicted model, not a curated record
AUGGCUGCAGACGGAAAGAUUGUCAUCGUUGGUGGUGGGCCAGUGGGCUCCCUGGCGGCCCUCUAUGCCAGCCAUUACCAUGACAAUGUAGAAGUAUACGAACUGCGUGGGGACGAGCGGCUGAACCCAUCAGGCGCCUCUCCCCUGCUUCAGAAAUCCAUCAACUUCACUCUCUCCGAACGGGGCAUCAGAGCCCUCGAAAAGUCCGGUCGAACUGACCUCCUCCGCGCCAUCAUGCGGACUGCCAUCCCCAUGCACGGCAGAAUGGUCCACGGAAGAAGCGUCUCAGGCAAGCUCCAACAGACCUUCCACCAGUACGACGUACACGGAAACUCCCUAUACUCUCUAGACCGCAAAGCCCUCAACAUCGCCCUCCGUCAAGAGCUCGACGCCACCCCCAACGUGAAGAUGUUCUUCCACCACAAGCUCAUCCGAGCAGACAUGAAAACCCGCAAGGUGUGGUUCGAGCAACGAGAAGAACCCUCACCAUCCACUACUACAACACCACCCCCACCCAAAGAAGUCCCCUUCGACUUCCUCAUCGGCGCCGACGGCGCCCACUCCACCACCAGACAACAAAUAAUGCGCCACACCCCGCUCGACUACCAACAACAAUAUGCCGACACAGUAUGGUGCGAACUACGCAUCCCACCCACCGAAAAGACCAACUCCUUCCGCUUGCCCCCCAACUACCUCCACAUCUGGCCCGGAGGGCAAUACAUGUUCUGCGCCUUCCCCUGCCCGGACCAAUCCUUCAACUGCAUUCUCUUCGCGCCAGCAUCCUGUCUCGACUCUCUCAAAUCCUCCCCUCCAAGCACCCUCUUCGACUUCUUCGACAACCACUUCCCAGGCGUCUGCCCGGACCUAAUCUCCCAAUCCUCCCUCUCCCAGCAAUUCUACCAAAGCCCGCACCUCCCCCUUAUCGGCAUAAAAUGCAGCCCGCACCAUCACGGCUCCGCAGCCGUGAUCAUCGGCGACGCCGCGCACGCCAUGUUCCCGUUCUACGGCCAGGGACUGAACGCAGGGAUGGAGGACGUUCGGAUCCUCUUCGAUUUACUCGAUGAGCACCGCGUGUUCAGUCACGGCAAGUUGUCGAGUAAUAAGGAUCAUGCCCGCGCCGCGGCGUUGACGGAGUACUCGGAUCAGCGUGUUCGUGAUGCUCAUGCUAUUCAUGACCUCUCCAGGAGGAAUUAUCUGGAGUUGCGGGGUGGGGUGAAUUCGCCGGUUUAUAAGGCGAGGAAGUAUGUCGAGGAGGCGUUGCAGCGGUAUGUGCCCGUUUUGGGGUGGAAGACGCUGUAUUCGAGGGUGAGCUUUAGUGAUCAGAGGUAUUCGGAGGUUGUGGUCAAGAAUCAGUUGCAGGGGUGGGUGUUGUUGCUGAUGUCUGGGUUGGGGGUUCUCUUGCAUGUAUUGGUGUUUGGGGUUAUUGGGGGUGCGGUUUGGGGGUUGAGGGGGUGA